Messenger RNA from Mesoplodon densirostris (Blainville's beaked whale), 954 nucleotides. RefSeq names its product 17-beta-hydroxysteroid dehydrogenase type 6. The record is from RefSeq and is a predicted model, not a curated record. The transcript has 5 exons. Gene Ontology annotation, molecular function: oxidoreductase activity. Bases 1 to 954 code for a protein of 317 amino acids. NCBI's taxonomy places the organism in Eukaryota, Metazoa, Chordata, Mammalia, Artiodactyla, Ziphiidae.
AUGUGGCUGUACCUGGCGGUCCUUGUGGGCCUGUACUACCUCCUGCGCUGGUACCGGGAGAGGCAGGUGGUGAGCCACCUCCAGGACAAGUUCAUCUUCAUCACGGGCUGUGACUCGGGCUUUGGGAACCUGCUGGCCAGGCAGCUGGACCUGCGAGGCUUGAGGGUUCUGGCUGCGUGUUUGACGGAGCAGGGGGCCGAGCAGCUGAGGAACCAGACAUCAGACAGGUUGGAGACGGUGAUCCUGGACGUCACCAAGACUGAGAGCAUCGCUGCGGCCACUGAGUGGGUGAAGGAGCGUGUUGGGGACAGAGGGCUCUGGGGUCUGGUCAACAACGCAGGCACUUUUCACCCACAUGGCUACACUGAGUGGCUGAAGAUUGAGGCCUGUAUGAAUACCCUCAAAGUGAACCUCAUUGGUUUGAUAGAGGUGACCUUGAGCAUGCUUCCCUUGGUAAGGAGAGCACAGGGGAGGAUUGUCAAUGUCUCCAGCAUUCUGGGAAGAAUUGCUUUCUUUGGAGGAGUCUACAGUUCCACCAAGUACGGAGUGGAAGCCUUUUCAGAUAUUCUGAGGCGUGAGCUUCAACAUUUUGGGGUGAAAAUCAGCAUAGUUGAACCUGGCUACUUCAGAACAGGAAUGACAGAUAUGCAGAAGUCCUCAGAGGCAAUGAAACAAGUCUGGAAAGAAGUCCCUGUGCAUAUUAAGGAGUCCUAUGGACAGAAGUUUUUUGAUAAUAUACUAAAAGUCAUUGAUUUGUAUACUUUAAAUGGAUGCACAAACCUGAACCUGGUUACUGACUGUAUGGAACAUGCCGUGACAUCUGUGCAUCCCCGCACUCGAUACUCAGCUGGCUGGGAUGCUCAAUUUUUCUUCAUCCCUCUAUCUUAUUUACCUACAUCACUGGCAGACUACAUAUUGACUAGAUCUUGGCCCAAACCAGCCCAGGCAGUCUAA